AUGAAAAUUACCCAUACAACAUAUAACGAAGUACGCGGGGGUGCACCGACUCCUAUGCCUCCCACCCCUCCCCCCAUGUCUCGCACUCCCGAAUUUCUCACCACCCCCGCCGCAUUCCGCUUCAGUCCCCCGCCCCCACGCAAGUCCACCUCUCCCAUCUCGCACAAUCCGUUACGCAGUACUACGCUCCGCAUCAAACGGUAUUUGAAAAUGCACGUACGGUUUGCGCGAGAGGGGAAUGCGACUGGGACUGGGACUGGAAAGCGGCCAGGCAGCCAGCGCUUCUCGCGCUCCAGACAUGGGACUAGUAUUCGCUAUCCGCCUGGGGAAAUGCAUCCGCCGACGGUGCCGACGCAGGUGGGGAAGUAUCAUUCGGGGAGUGUGAGGGGGAGUAUUUCGUCGAGGGGGGGAGAGGAGAGGGGUAGUCAGGCGCAUGAGAGGGGCUUGGAACAGAGGUAUAAGCAUAUGAAGGGGAAAAAGAGACCGAGUUAUUUGAAGCCGAGGGAGGAGAAGGGGAGGGUGAGUGGAGGGGAUUGGGGUGCGGAUUUGGGGGUGGGGAUUGGGGGGCUGGACUUUGAGGGGUAUAUGAAGCAGCAGCGGGGGUUGGAGAGGGAUUUUGGAAAGGGCUAUAAUGGAGGGGGUAGUCCACCCAGUCCGCGGAUUGAUAGUCCACCAAGAGAGGGUAGCCCUUCGAGGAUUAUCGUUGCGCCGAAUCAUGCUCGUGUGCCGAGGGAAGAUAUUGGGGGUAUGAAGAGAAUGUGGGAGGGAAAGGAGUUUGAUCAGGGGAUGACGUCGUUGGAUCUCGAGGGUUAUAUGAAACAGAAACGGGGACUGGACCGAGAUUUUGGAAAGGGACUCAGAUACCGCGGGAAUAGUCCCAGUCCCUCGCAGAGUCCUCCACGCACUUUUCCGACUCAUUCGCCAAUACCAAUACCGAUUCCGGUUUCGGCUGGACAUGGCAGUGAGACGGAGACGGGAACGGGCAAUGCGAGUUUGGGAGAUAGUGUAAAGUUUUCGGAUGUGCAGUGGAGUAGUGUGGGGAGUGGAGGAAGUGGGACGGGGACGACGGGGACGACGGAAACGGGGGAGAGUGGAGUGUAUGCGGAGAGUUCGAGGGGCAGGGGAACGGGGGUUGGGGUUGGAGUUGGGAUGGGAAAACAUAAGGCGGCGCCUGGGCAGAGGAGAUUGAGGAGGAAGGGCAAUCUGGAGGAGAGGGAUCAGAGUCCAGCGACUACGCCGGCUAGUUCGCGGUCACAGACUAUUGAUAAGGAGGAGACGGCAAGUGGCCGUGAGGAAAAGGAAAACGAAACACAAAUGGAAAGUCCAGAAGAGGAAACGACGAUUGAACAGUUGAACAUGAUGCGAAUGGCGAUGUGGAAUGGGAAAUUGGAGAAAGUGGUUCCGCCCAGCCAAGAAGUGCCUAAACAUACCGAUGUUCUGCAUUCCUCGACUCCGACUUCUACUUCUAGUAGAAAUCGAAAGGACAGUAAGGGCAAAGGGAAGGGAAAGAUGGUGGAGGGGAGAGCUAGCCCGAUCCAGAAGUUGAAGGGGUAUAUGGGGCAUGGGGUAGAGGUUGUGGAUGACUUUUUUGAGAAAAAGACGAAUUCGAAGACGGGGAGUAAAUUACCUAGUCCGUUUGAGUAUUUGUUGUAUCCGAGUUAUGAUGGGAAGGGCAAAGGGAAGGGUGAGAGGAAUAGUGCGGAGUCGAAGGGCAAAUUGAAGGGGAAGGGCAAGGGGAAAGAGGGGGAAGGGGAAGAUAGUGAUGAGGAACUUUGGGGAUGUGUGGGAGAGCAGAAUAAUGAGAGUGGGAUAUUAGUCCCGUCUCAACCUACAGGUAUCGAGAAAGCUGCUGAAAAUAAAGGGAUGCCAGAAGGAGUACCUGAACCCCAGACAACGAGGAAAGAAAGUAACGGAGAAGAGACAUGGAAUGUGCACUGGGAAAACCUCUGCAAACUAUGUCGAAAGCGCGUAACUAGCGGUCCUCGCGGACUCUGUCGCGCUUGCGAAGAGAAUUUCACCAACACCAAGGCGUGGGAAGAAAGCACGGCCAACUUUGGCGACGACGAUAUUGCACCCACGCCACCGCUUAAAGAUCGACACGUCACCUCCAUGCGCGACAUGCUCGCCAGCACGCCUCCGGAUUUCCAUCCCGAUGCAGAUGCUAGUUAUCGACCGCCGCUUCCGGCUAAAGAUACGUUUCACGUGUCGAAGGUGGAGAAUAGUCGGCCGCGGAUUGUGAAUCCGUUGCCGGUGAGACAGGAGAGUCAGAGGUUGGUUUAUGGGGGGAUGAGCGAUAGUCCGAGGGAUAUCGAGAUUGGGUUUCCCGAGUGGCAGACGCAUUCGUUGGAGGUGGAGGGGGCGGAGACGGAACGCAUGUUUAAGAGGUGGUCGGAGAAUUAUAGAGGGGGGGUGAAAGGGAUGGGGGAGGGAAAAGAAAAGGAAGAUGGGGAGGGAGGGGUGACAGGGGAAGGAAAGGAAAAGGAAAGAGAAAGGGAAGAUGGGGAGAGUCCGAGGAAUAGUACUUUUUAUGAUUUUUGGGCUGAUAUUUUGAAGGGGGAUGAGCGGCCCGAGACGCCGAAGUUAGAAGGAAGGAAGCCGAGGGCGUGA
Messenger RNA from Sclerotinia borealis F-4128, 2607 nucleotides. Lineage: Eukaryota; Fungi; Ascomycota; Leotiomycetes; Helotiales; Sclerotiniaceae. The record is from the annotation of a GenBank genome assembly.